GCGCAUCUUUCUGAGAUGGUCACGCAGUCAGCUGUUCACUAACGGAAGACUGCCUUCCAGCGGUGUGUCCGCAAUACCCAAAAGUGAAGUUUCUCUUCAUCAACCAUCAUCUAAACGCGACGGCCUAUACAAACAGGAAUUUGCUUCUGACCUUUUCACUGGAUGGUGGAGUAUCAGGCUUGUGCUUCUCUCUCCGGAUUUCCCAUCCGAUUUCUGCAGUUACUUGGCGCUACCAAUACUGUCUAUGUCCGAUCUUCCGUUGAGAAAUCCGAUGAGGCGUCUAGACAUUCGGAGGGCUUUGGACUGGUCUGCGCCAAUGUGGAACAUACCUGUCCUCCGCUCUCGUCAGAUGGAUGUCUUCUGAUACCCUGUUUUCUUGGAAGUGAAAGGCUAUUUGAAUGCUGCAAUCUUUGGGUCCUCUGCCAGCCCAAGCCCACCGAUCCCUAGUUGUACCCUUAGCCAUGGAUCGCACCUUGACAGCUGCCAUGUACUCGGAGGAUCAUCUCCCUGAGUUCACGCCAAUGCCUUGGACUUACCAGGAUAUCCGCGCAGCAAUGCCCUCGCAUCUCUUCCAACGGGACACAGCUAGAUCGCUUCUCUUCCUCGCUCGCGAUUUGUUAAUGGCGGCCUUAGCAUGGAAAGUGGCUACAUUUAUCGAUCCUUACUUCUUGAGCCCUGCGUCCCCAGCUACUCCAACGUCUUUCGGCGUGGAGCUGCUUCGGUGGUGUGCAUGGGCUACCUAUUGGUGGUUCCAAGGACUCAUUUUCACUGGGUUGUGGGUUAUCGGUCAUGAGUGUGGACAUCGAGCUUUCUCUCCCGAUGCCAAGCUCUGCGAUGCGGUUGGCUUUGUGUUGCAUUCUUUUGUAUGGUUCCCCUACUUCAGCGCCAAAAUCAUUCAUCAUCGUCACCAUAUGGGCAAUGGGUCUAUGGAGAAGUCAGAACUCUGGGUACCAAAAACCAGGAGUGAGCUGGGGAUACCAAACAAACCUCGACAUGAAAUAGAUUGGGACGAUUACUUCGGUGAUACCCCCAUUUACUCCCUUUUGUUAAUAAUUCGCCACCAACUUUUCGCUUUCCCUGCUUACAUCAUGUUUAAUAUGUCGGGGCAGAAACGAUACCCAAAGUGGUCUAAUCAUUUGAAUCCGAACUCCAUCUUCUUCAUGACGAAGGAACAACGACAUUUGGUAAUGGUUUCCAACCUCGGACUUCUCCUCAUGGGACAGAUUAUUCGACUUGCUAUCAAGCAAUGGGGCUGGAUUUCUGUCCUCAAAUAUUACGGGAUACCCUGGCUUGCAGUCACACAUUGGAUCACAAUGUUCACUUUCAUACAACAUACCGAUCCUGUCCUACCACACUAUCGUGACAAGGCAUGGAACUUCCAACGAGGCGCCGCUUGCACUGUAGACCGAGACUUCCUAGGCUGGCAGGGUCGUUUCUUCCUGCAUAACGUCGCUCAUGACCACGUCGUCCAUCACUUCUUCCCCAAGAUUCCAUUUUAUAAUGCCCCUGAGGCUACCCGAUAUUUGAAGGCGUUUAUCGGCGAUCACUAUGUCUACUCUGACGAUCCCGUGUUCAAGACGCUCUGGGAUACUUUCAAUAAUUGCCAGUUCGUCGAGGACGAGGGUUCGGUUCUUUUCUACCGUGACAAGCAGGGGAGGGCGAGAAGGAGGGCGGCUCUUUCCACAAGAAGCCCUUGAGGACAGGUGCGAACUUUCGACUUGUUGAGAGGACGAGGGAAUGGUAUGGCUGGAAUAUACCCUCCUCCUGGUUGUGAAGAAUAGAAUGUUCAUGUCUCAUGAGAUUUGGUCUCGAAUUACGAUGGGAAUUGAUCUUGUUUGCU
Molecule: messenger RNA, 1840 nt
Organism: Somion occarium
Lineage: Eukaryota; Fungi; Basidiomycota; Agaricomycetes; Polyporales; Cerrenaceae
Source: the annotation of a GenBank genome assembly